This is a messenger RNA of Gryllus bimaculatus (two-spotted cricket), 6586 nucleotides long. NCBI's taxonomy places the organism in Eukaryota, Metazoa, Arthropoda, Insecta, Orthoptera, Gryllidae. The record is from the annotation of a GenBank genome assembly.
GCGUAUAGAAAUGGUUUAGGUUAAUUGGAUACGUCCAAUACUCUUUUGAAAUAGUGAUGUUAUUUUCUAAACCUGUCGAAUUGUAGGUCUUUAGCAAGUAUUUUAAGAACACAAAUUUUAAUAAACUGGUAUUUUUAUUCAUCCACAACGGUCAGUUACUACGUAAUUUGCUCUUCCACACAAAUUUUCAAAGCACCGCCCCCUAGUGAUUGCGAACUUGAUGUCGAUGACACCAGAUGGUAUUUAAAUCUCACACUUCUCGUGCCACAUCAGCAAAAGACAACAUAAAUGCACUUCCUGUUAGCCGUAAUAUUCUGGGGAUCACAAAAUUAUUACUUGAAGUAAAUUUUGAAACCUGAAAACGUGUUUAGCUCUCGUAGAAACAAUAAUUUUCUGAGAGAAAAUAUCUUUACACGUCUCAAGCAAAACAGGAAGACGCAAGUGACGUCACACGACUGUGACCUUUUUCAUUGCAUGGGCCCAGCAGCAUGAGUACUCCACAGCAGCAACCAAAAGUUAACCGAGGGAUUGUGAAACAAAUCCUCUCGGGUGAUUCCUUAAUUAUAAGAGGACAACCUAAAGGGGGUCCACCUCCAGAGAAGCAAAUAAAUUUGUCUUAUAUCACUGCCCCAAAAUUGGCCAGAAGACCUGGACCUGGUGGUGGAGAAAUUUCAAAAGAUGAACCAUAUGCUUGGGAAGCGCGUGAAUUUCUAAGAAAAAAGUUGGUAGGAGAGGAAGUUCUCUUUACUCUUGAAAAUUCUCCGAACACCACAAGAGAAUAUGGCAGUGUAUACUUGGGGAAAGAUAUCACUACUGGAGAAAAUGUUACUGAACUCUUGCUGGCAGAAGGCUUGGCAAGUGUCAGAGAUAGUGUGCGGCAAACACCUGAAGGCAAACGUUUGGCCGAAAUUGAAGAAGCUGCAAAAUCAGCGGGGAAAGGGAAACAUGCAUCAGGUGAUCAUAAUGAACAUGUGCGAGAUAUUAAGUGGAACAUUGAGGAUCCAAGAGCGUUUGUUGACAAAUGUGGUGGGAAGCCUCAAAGUGCAGUUAUAGAACAUGUGAGAGAUGGUUCUACUGUUCGUGCUUUUUUAUUGCCGGAUUUCUACCAUAUCACCCUUAUGAUUGCUGGUGUUCGGUGCCCUGGAUUUAAAUUAGAUGCUGAUGGGAAACCGGAUUUGCAAACUAAAGUUCCUCUUGCUGAAGAGGCAAAAUUUUUUGUUGAGCGUGUGUUACUGCAACGAGAUGUGCAAAUUGUCUUGGAAUCAAAUAACAAUAUGAAUUUCGUGGGCUCAAUUAUUCAUCCUUUACUGAGACAAGGAUUUGCUCGUUGCGUGGAUUGGAGUAUGGCGUUCAUGAAAUCAGGAGCAGACAAACUGCGUGCUGCUGAGAGAGAAGCCAAAGAGAAAAAGUUGAGAUUUUGGAAAGAAUAUCAGCCUUCUGGACCUCAGGUUUCUGGUAAAGAAAAAGAGUUUUCAGCCAACGUUGUAGAAGUAAUAAAUGGGGAUGCCCUGCAAGUGAAGUUGGCUGAUGGGUCAUCAAAAAAGAUAUUUUUGGCAAGUAUUCGUCCUCCUCGAGAACAGAGGCCAAGCGAAGAAAAAGGUGGUGAACCAGCUGCCCCUGCUCCAAGACCGAAGGGCUUCCGUCCACUUUAUGACAUCCCUUGGAUGUUUGAAGCACGUGAAUUUCUUCGCAAGAAGUUAAUUAACAAACGAGUGCAUGUUGUGGUUGAUUACAUUCAGGCUGCUCGUGAUAAUUUCCCAGAGAAAAUAUGUUGUACUGUCACCAUUGGCGGACAGAAUAUAGCUGAAGCUUUGGUAGCAAAGGGCUUAGCCACUGUUGUGCGAUACCGACAAGAUGAUGAUCAAAGGUCUUCACAUUAUGAUGAUUUACUGGCUGCAGAGAUGAAAGCAAGUAAAUCAUCUCAAGGUGUACAUGCUAAGAAGAGUAUUCCUAGCCAUCGUGUUAUUGAUAUUUCUGGAGAUCCUACAAAAGCAAAACAGUUCUUCCCAUUCCUCCAAAGAGCCCAGCGCACGGAAGCUGUAGUGGAAUUUGUGACUUCUGGUUCUCGUUUGAGAUUGUAUAUUCCUAAAGAGACCUGUCUCGUAACCUUUUUACUUGCUGGUAUACAGUGCCCUCGUGGAUCGCGACCUGCCCCCUCAGGAGGACAAGUACAGGAGGGUGAACCAUUUGGAGAAGAGGCUCUUCAAUUCACUCGAGAACGCUGCUUGCAGAGAGAGGUAGAGAUCUCAGUGGAGUCCAUGGACAAGGCAGGCAAUUUUAUUGGCUGGCUCUGGGUGGAAACUCACAACUUGUCUGUCCUACUGGUGGAAUCUGGUUUGGCAUCAGUGCAUUUCACUGCGGAGCGUUCAGAGCACUUUCGAGCCCUUAAAAGUGCAGAAGAUCAAGCAAAGAGCAAAAAAAUCAAUUUGUGGAAGAACUAUGUAGAAGUGGAGGAAGAGGAAAAGAAGAUUGAAGAAGAUAGGAAUAUUGAACGUCGAGUAGAUUAUCAGAAGGUCCUGGUUAUAGAAACAACAGAUGAACUACAGUUCUAUGCCCAAAUGGUAGAUCAAGGUACAAAAUUGGAAGCCUUGAUGGGCCGGCUUCAUCAAGAACUUGGUGCAUCCCCGCCUCUGCCAGGGGCUUACACUCCAAAGCGUGGAGAUUUGUGUGCUGCGAAAUUUGUUGAUGAUCAGUGGUAUCGGGCCAAAGUAGAAAAGUUAUCAGGAAAUAAGGCGACAGUCUUCUAUGUGGAUUAUGGCAACCGAGAAAUUGUGGAAACCACUCGUCUUGCUGCGUUGCCAGCUUCAUUUGCUCAAGACAAGCCUUUUGCUCACCAAUAUGGAUUGGCUUGUGCACAGUUACCUCCGAAAGAUAAUGAGUACCAUGAAGAGGCUCUGCAGCAAUUUGGUCAAGAUGUCAAGAACAGACGUUUGCUUUUGAAUGUUGAAUACAAGAACAAUGGAAUAUCAUAUGCUACUUUGGUGGAUCCAGAAAAACCAGAAGAUGAUGUCGCGCGCCUGCUUAUUGAAGAUGGUUAUCUGUUGGUGGAACCUCGACGUGAGAAGCGCUUGCAGAAAUUGGUGCAGGAAUAUCAGACGGCCCAGGAGAAUGCUAAGAAGAACCAUGUCAAUGUAUGGCAAUACGGUGACAUAACUGAAGAUGAUGCUAAAGAAUUUGGGUUGGGUCGCUAGGCUGUUUGUGAACCCCUCAGAGAGAUGAUGUAUUCCAACAACCAGUACCUUGGGAGGAAACACGCUUACAACCAUGCCUCAUGUGAGAACAAAUGUUGGGAAGAAAGUCAGGCAUGCCUUGCCUGUUUAUUUGGCCAAUCUCUGAAUGGAUUGGUCAUUUUAUAUCUAUGCAAUUAUGAAUCCGAGCAAAUAAUUUCACCCAGUGAUAGAGCGUACUGUACAGGUAACCUCAGGAACCAACCUUGCAUACACACUCUUAACCUUGUUCCCAAGCCAAGCAUGAAUUUUUGUAAUGCCAAGAAACUCAUGUCUCAGCCUUUGUGUUAUGAGUGUGAAUGCUUUUGCCCCAAAACAAUUUAUAUAUUUUGUUACUUUGCAAUUAUCUGUAUAUGAAUGGCUCAAUACUUUUUAACAAUUUGUUGCGUCAAAGACUUUGCAUCGUUUUGGGCAAAGUUGUGACAUGACUCGCGGUGAUUAUAUGACAUGAAUGAAUGAAUUUUGUAGAACUCUUAUACAAAGGAAAAUAUCUUGGAAGUGUCAUAUGUCAAUGACACUUGUUGGUGAGAAUAUUGGUUUCCAAGUGUGAUUAAACAUUAUCAAAUCUAAUGGCCGGCAGGGAUCCUAUGUGUCGUACAGACUAUGACUGAUAUGUGCAAGGGCGAAUUUUUUUUUCUUUUAGUACAUAAUAUUAAUUAUUUAUGAAUUUUUUAAAAAUCUAUUUUUCUUGAGGCAUGUCUGUCUUUUGUUUUUGUUGAUUUUUCAUUUUUUUAAAGCGAGAUUUACAGUUGAUUGUUCAGUUGCUACACCUGUACAACUCUUUGAGGGCUGUAAGAUGAUUGAGAACUACUUUUCCUGGUGGAUUUGGGGCUGUUUACAAAAGAUAUUGAAUAAAUCUGUUGAAGGAAACGUUUGCAGUUGUUUUAUUUUGCUAACACUUGGAGCCUAUAAAAACUGCAUGUUCUCUUCAACAUGUUCUUUCAUUUACUUAAGUAACUUGGUUGGACCUGAGCUGUUUUUGCUACAACCUGAAUUCUGAAACUUCAUGUUGGGAAAGUAUGUGUAACGAUAUUAAAGUAUAUUGUGUUCAUAACAAUGCUGUUUUCAGUCACCUUGGGUGUAGGUAGAGGAGCUAGUUGUCUGGGAUUCUGUUUGUGGAUUGUCCUGUGGGAAUAUAUUCUUAUUUUUGUACAUAAGUAUAAUAUUUCUGUUCCUCCUUUCUUUCCUCUUAAUUUUAUUUGUUGUCAUUUCUCCACAUAAUGCAUUUCAUGUUGUGUUCGAAGAAUUUGACUGAUUUUGAAUGAGAGUUCAGCUGAAAUUGAGAUGACUAUUUGUAAUGAAAUGCAGUUUAUUACUGAAUUAUGGCCUUAUAAUUAUUGUGGUGUGUUGGAUUGCCUUCAAGUUAUAUAAGAACUCUGUUAUCAAAUGAUUCUGACCAGCUUCCAGUUAGAGUUAGGGGAUACACAUGUGGUUGGAAUUCUACAUAUGUUAUUGCUGUGGAGAGUGGUUUUGCUAUUUAUGUAGAGAUUUGUGUGCUUGAUUGGGUGCAUGCAAGAGAGUGUGCCUACUUGUGUAAGUAUUUGUGGGGUAUGAAAGUGUAUUUUUAUGUGAAGCCUAUGGUUAUUGAUGGACCAUAUAAUGUGGGUUUUGGGUUCCGAUAUUGUUUAAAAAGGUUUGAGGCUGUGGAUACAUUAUUGCUUCAAGUAUUCUUAAUUUGUCAUUGCUACACAGAAAUUGUGGCCAUUAUGUAAAUCCUUCUCAGGCUUAUCAUUGGAUAUUGUUUAUUUGGGUAGCAUUAAAUAAGUGGCUAUAGUGAUUUAGAAGAAAUGAUUAUUAGACAGAUGGGGUUACCUUCCAUCCAUUUCCGGUUCUUAGGAGACCCCAAGGUAUUCAAAGUCAUCAACUGUCAUUGUUGCUGCUUACCUAUCUGUUGGAUAUGUUCCUCUGUGUGAAAUGGUUUCUUAAAAGCUACAUGCUUGUGUUUAUAUUGAAAUCUGCUAAUUCAAGAUGCCUGUAUCAGUACCAGUUCCAGUGUAUAUGUAACCUCAGAGAAUUAUAUAUACCCAAAUACUUCAAGAGCUUACUUAUACUCGGUCUGUUAUAAUUUAGGUGAAUUAAUUAAUGUCUUUGUACACUGUAAAAUUAGAAAUUCAAUUCUGGAACGUUUGAAAUAUCAGUUUGUUGCUUGAUGCUGAUAUUGUACUAGUAUGAGAAGUAUGUAUAUAUGAAAGACUGUAUAGAAGAUUGCAAUCAGUGCAAUGGUGGUCAUGAUCCACUUUGACCAUUUCCUUUGUGGAGUCCAUGUAUAUGUGUGUGACCCCUCUUUGGCGAAAUAUGCAAAACCAAAUAAGAUUGUUAAGAAUGUCUUGAAAUUUUAUAGUUAUCCCUCUUUGCCAGAGAAAACAAAGCGCCUUGUAGAUUUUGAGAUUAAUCAUUUGAUAGUCCUGUUGGGGGCUUGAAUAAAUUCACUCAUGUAUCAGAAGACAAUGUGAUUUUGAUUGUUGCUUUUAGACAUUGUAAGAAUCAUAUACCUUCUGUGAAUUUAUUAAGGGAUGAACAAGAGCAGGGGAUAGUACACUUUCUUUUCGUUUUAUAGUUGCUGCAUAACUUUCUAAAUGAAAAUUUAUUUUGCAACACUUCAUAUCACAACAUUAACAAGGCAAAAUAUCAUGUAAACAUGACCAUUCAUCCUCUGUAGUGGUAGAACAUCACAUUAACACAUGCAUGGGAAACGUGUGAGGACAUUUAGUGACAUUUUGACGUAGUUAUCUGUGUAUUAGCAAUUCAAUCUAUGUGAUAUUGCUUUACCUGUGAUGAAUGUGGGGUGUGGAAAGAUUCUUCCAAAUACAUUUUCAGAAAGGGACCAGUUAUGUAAUUUCUUAACAUACAAAAGUUAAAAAAAAUGUUACCAUUAUUUAUAAAGAAAGUGAAAUUACUUACUUUACGCUGAAUAAUAUUGGGGUUAAUGUAAUGGGGUAUAUGUAAAAUCUGCAGCUAAAGAGAAAGUUGUAGAACUAUUAUUAAUGUUAAAAAUCAAAGGAAUUUUAGCUUCAUUUCCAAUUAAAUAUCCUUCCUAAAAAUCUUGCAGACAUUUUUCCAAAUCCUUUAAACUUCUUUAUGGUAAUUGUUGGGUAAUUUUAUCUGAAAAAUGAGAGAAAUUUAUCUAAACCAAAUAGUUACUGAAAAUAUGAAGUGUUGCGGAGCAGUGGAAGAGUAGGUAAUUACAUUUGGCAGGUGAUCAUUUGACACUGAGUAUCGAUGACUUGAAUUGUUUCAGGUGUGGACAGCUAUCUGGACAAUUAACAUGCACAUGCACGUGUGUGUGUGUGUACCUAUACACAUAUACAUAAGCUAAUUGUUAUAACCAAGCACAGAAAAGAAUUAGUUCAGGGAUUAGA